AUGAGGACGGCCGUCCUGUUCGGCCGUUUCUGUCUCAAACGUGCUCUCCCGCGUCUUCCUCGACACCAUCUUGGUCGCCCGCAAUGGCCUCGGCAACUGACCAAGGGCACCCCGCGUCGGGGUCCCAUCAUAGGGGGCCUGUUUAUGACUGCUCUUGCUCCAGCUGCAUUCUUGAAAUUGGCCGAGGAUAAUGAUGGCCAAGGCAAGACCGCUGAGAUGCAGAUGCUAGAGGCCUCACGCGAAGAGGUUCAGAAGUCGGUUUCACCCAACGCUCAAGGUCUCUCCAAGCUUUGCCAGACCAUAUGGGUAUACUUUUACUACUACGUUUAUGAUCCUAUCGCAACAGGGUUCCGGUUCAUGCACCUCGCUAUCAUUUUCAUCCCGGUCGUCGCUACGGUGCCAGCUAUCUGGAUUGGACGGAAAGUCCAGGACCAUGACAGUGCGCGAACUGGUACCCUGUGGUGGUACCGCUUCUUAGUGAAAGCAAUGGAGCGGGCUGGGCCUGCAUUUAUCAAGCUCGGUCAAUGGGCCGCAUCGCGAACUGAUAUCUUCCCCCCUGAAAUGUGCACUAUAAUGUCGUCUCUACACUCAAAUGCGCCAGCCCAUUCACUUUGGCAAACGAAACGAAUCAUCCGCAGGGCAUUCGGCGGACUGCCAUUCGAGGAUAUCUUUGAAGAAUUCGACGAGGAACCUCUUGGGGUUGGUGCUAUCGCGCAGGUAUAUAAAGCCAAGCUGAAACCCAGCCUGGCUGCGUCUAGUGACCAAGAAAUGGGCAUAGAACCGGUAACGCUGAGCGAGAAAGUUCGGAAAAAUGUCGACGUGCUUGUCAAGAGUUCACCCCAGAGAGUACCAUCCUCAUAUGUGGCGAUCAAGGUGUUACAUCCUCGGGUUGAGCAGAUGAUUCACAGGGAUUUGAAGAUAAUGUGGUUCUUCGCCUCAAUGCUUAAUGCUAUUCCCACCAUGCACUGGCUUUCCUUCCCCGACGAGGUCCAACAAUUCGGAGAAAUGAUGAAGCUCCAACUAGAUCUCCGGAUCGAAGCUACCAACUUGGUCAUGUUUCGUCAGAAGUUCAAGUCUCGCACCACCGCCUGGUUCCCAUAUCCAUAUCUGGAGUACACUACUCGCGAGGUACUGGUCGAGGAAUUUGCCCAGGGCAUCCCGUUGGCCACCUUCUUGGAUAUUGGGGGAGGCGUGUAUCAGCACGAUAUUGCCAAUGAAGGCCUAGAUGCUUUCUUGCAUAUGCUCCUCAUUGACAAUUUUGUUCAUGCCGACCUUCAUCCAGGAAACAUUAUGGUGCGAUUUUACAAACCUAGCGAACUGGACCUUUCCCUUCGCAAACAUUCCCGUGCACUUGAUGCACCGACACGAGCUGAAGUCGAUGUGACGGAGGCAGUUCUCAAGCGCUUGCGCCCACACUCUCACAACCGCGAUGAUUGGAAUGCAGCUCUUUCCGAGCUGAAUGACGAGGGAUAUCGCCCGCAGCUUAUUUUCAUUGACACUGGUCUAGUCACCCAAUUGAAUGACCUCAAUCGACGGAAUUUCUUGGAUCUGUUCCGGGCUAUUGCUGAAUUUGACGGCUACCGGGCUGGUCAGCUCAUGGUUGAGCGAUGCCGGACACCAGAGGAGGUACUCGAUCCGGAGGUAUUUGCGCUGAAAAUGCAGCAUCUCGUUCUAAGCAUCAAGUCAAGAACCUUCGCUUUGGGAACUGUCAAAAUUGGUGACGUUCUCAGUGAAGUAUUGACCAUGGUUCGCGGUCACCAUGUACGCUUUGAAGGAGACUUUGUCAAUGUAGUUAUUUCUUGUCUUCUUCUGGAAGGCAUUGGACGCAGCCUCAACCCCGACCUGGAUCUGUUCAAGAGUGCGCUUCCCAUCCUACGACAGUUAGGAUCUGGCGGUACAUUCUUGCAGACUGUUCGCUCGGGUGAUACCUCCAUGCUUCGAGUCUGGGUCGGCUUAGAAGCUCGUGGGUUGCUGCAGGCCAGCAUUGAGAGUGUAGAGCACUGCGUCAAGUACGACCAACUCUCACCGAAUAUAUGA
Molecule: messenger RNA, 2037 nt
Organism: Penicillium nucicola
Lineage: Eukaryota; Fungi; Ascomycota; Eurotiomycetes; Eurotiales; Aspergillaceae
Product: ABC1 kinase family protein
Exons: 3
Coding region: 1-2037 (678 amino acids)
Cellular component (GO): mitochondrion
Source: RefSeq, a predicted model, not a curated record